AUGAAACAUGAGAAGGAUGAAUUUAGAAAGAUGGUGCUCAAUGGUCGACAAUUGGCAUUGAAGGUAUCUGCCAAUUCAGUUUACGGAUUUACCGGUGCUACUGUUGGAAAAUUGCCUUGUCUGGAGAUUUCGCAGUCAGUUACAGCUUUUGGAAGGCAGAUGAUCGACUUGACCAAAAACGAAGUGGAGAAACGAUAUGUGGCUGGGGCGUUGGAUGGGAAAUGUCCCAUUAAUGCCCAGGUAGUUUAUGGAGAUACUGAUUCUGUGAUGGUGAAGUUUGGUGUGAAAACUGUGGCUGAAGCUAUGGAAAUUGGCCUCCAUGCUGCUACCGAAGUAAGCAAAAUCUUCACGCCUCCCAUCAAGCUGGAAUUCGAAAAAGUUUACUUCCCAUAUUUGCUCAUUAAUAAGAAGAGAUACGCAGGCCUGUACUUCACCAAACCGGACAUACAUGAUAAGAUGGAUUGCAAAGGAUUAGAAACUGUCCGACGUGAUAACUGCCCGCUAGUUGCAAAGGUAUUGAGCACUUGCUUGGAAAAGCUGAUGAUUGAUCGUGACGCCAACUCUGCGCUUGAAUUUGCCAAGAGAGUCAUCUCAGAUCUCCUGUGCAAUAAAAUCGAUAUUUCUUUGUUGAUUAUCAGUAAAGAGCUGACAAGAUCUAGUGAGAAAUAUCAAGCCAAACAAGCUCACGUUGAGCUGGCAGCUCGAAUGAAAAAACGCGAUGCAGGAUCAGCACCUCGACUAGGCGAUAGGGUACCGUACGUGAUAAGUAGGUGUUAUUUGUAAAU
Messenger RNA from Strongylus vulgaris, 785 nucleotides. The record is from the annotation of a GenBank genome assembly. Lineage: Eukaryota; Metazoa; Nematoda; Chromadorea; Rhabditida; Strongylidae.